Molecule: messenger RNA, 981 nt
Organism: Toxotes jaculatrix (banded archerfish)
Lineage: Eukaryota; Metazoa; Chordata; Actinopteri; Toxotidae
Exons: 5
Coding region: 74-895 (273 amino acids)
Biological process (GO): lipid metabolic process
Cellular component (GO): membrane
Molecular function (GO): oxidoreductase activity, acting on the CH-CH group of donors
Source: RefSeq, a predicted model, not a curated record
CCCGUAGUAGUAUGGCAGCGGUGAACUUUGCCCAGACUGUUUAUGUUUCUUUGGGUGUAGGAGGAGUGGUCCGAUGACAGACCAUCAAAUUCCUGUUCUGCUGGCCGAGCUGCAGGACAUGAUCAUGGGGAGCACGUUGGCCAAAUGUGCCGUCACUGACGUGGGCAUCCAGUGGGCCGGCUGGGCUCUGGCCGCAGCUUUCAAAACCGAGAAGUUUUAUGACUUGGCAGGAUCUGGCACAUUUAUACUACUGGCCCAUCUGAGUCGUAUCUGGGGAGGAGCCAGUCAUGUCCGUCAGAAGGUGCAGACUGGGCUGGUGACAGCAUGGGGACUCAGGCUGGGGACAUUCCUCUUCAUGCGAAUCUUGAAGGACGGCCAUGAUCGCAGAUUCAACAAUGUCAGAGACAGCCCAGGGACUUUCUUUGUAUAUUGGACAAUACAAGCUGUGUGGGUAUUUAUGACCCUCCUGCCCACCCUCAUGCUGAACAGCGAGAAGCGAGAUGUCCCUCUGGGAACAAGGGACUACAUCGGCUGGACUGUAUGGGGCCUUGGCUUCGCUGCUGAGGCUAUUGCUGAUCAGCAGAAAUGGGUUUUCAAGAGUGACCCAGAUAAUGCCGGGAAGUUCAUCCAGAGUGGACUCUGGGCCUACAGCAGACAUCCAAACUAUUUUGGAGAGAUCCUGCAGUGGUCAGGCCUGUGGCUCUCAGCCUCAUCAGUGAUGCAGGGUCCCCAGUACCUGAGCGUGGCCUCACCUCUCUUCGUCUGGUUCCUGCUACGUUAUGUCAGUGGCAUCCCCAUCCUGGAGAAGCAGGCCAUGAGGAAGUGGGGAUCUGACCCAGCCUUCCAGAACUACAUCAAGAACACUCCUCUACUCUGGCCAUGGCCUAAAUUUUAAUGCUGACGAACAUUUUCUCUACUCUGACAUCAAUAGUUGCCUCUUACAAAGGUGUACACACUCUAGUCAUUAAAUAUUUUUGAACC